Penicillium nucicola is the source of this 966-nucleotide messenger RNA. RefSeq lists its product as uncharacterized. Gene Ontology annotation, biological process: intracellular signal transduction; protein phosphorylation. The transcript is spliced from 2 exons. NCBI's taxonomy places the organism in Eukaryota, Fungi, Ascomycota, Eurotiomycetes, Eurotiales, Aspergillaceae. Gene Ontology annotation, molecular function: ATP binding; protein serine/threonine kinase activity. The record is from RefSeq and is a predicted model, not a curated record. Bases 1 to 966 code for a protein of 321 amino acids.
AUGUCAUCUAUCAUACGCGUUCUUUGUUCCCGGGCUUUUCCCCUAUUCCAAGCCAUAUGGUUCCAUUUACAUAUCGUAUUCGGCUCAAUCUUCAAGGCCUUACGAGGUCGGACACAUGCCAGUGAUUCUGACGCGAAUGAUACGUCUUCUCUACAUAUUUCCGCAAUUAAUGACUCGGCUGAGCCUGUUAAUGCUGAUUCCCAUGUUGAAUUUAUAGAGGUGCCACGAUAUUAUCCCCCCGGGGUUACGGAGAUUAUCGGUCGCGGUGGCGAGUGUUUCGUCGGUGCCAUUGAUGAGUUCACAGUCUUGAAAUAUCCAUGUAUCCCUGGCAAUUAUCAGAGCAUUCAAAUAGAGGCCCAGCUUCUUGAUGCUCUUGGAAGCCAUCCCCGGGUUAUCGCCUCAAAAGGCCUCACGGACAAUGGUCUUGUUCUACAGCGCGCAUCCAACGGUUCUCUGAUCGAUUAUAUCACAUCACAGUCAUUCAUACCUCUCAGUACAAAGCUUCUUUGGUGUAAGCAAGCUGCCGAAGCAAUCACUUAUAUCCACGGAAAACGUGUCAUUCACUGUGACAUAAAUCUUCGUAAUCUCCUGCUUGAUGAAAACCUCAAUAUACUACUUGCAGACUUUCAGGGGAUGCUGAAGUCCGUUGAUGGUGGCACAAUACUAGAUGGGCUCUCUCGGGAGUGCUCAAAGUCAUAUCAGCCUCGAGCCCAUGGGGAUUAUGCGAGUGUGGCAACCGAUCUUUUUGCGCUUGGUUCCGCCAUUUACUUUAUUAUGACCGGGCAUGAGGUCUUUCCUGAACUUGACAGCUUACAGGAUGAUGAAGAGAUCUUGUCACGAUUCCAAAAUGGACUCUUCCCGACUGAAAAUCAUCCUUGCUCUCAAAUUACAGAAAAAUGUUGGAAACAGCAAUACCGGCAGGCUGCUGAGGUUGUUUCAGAUCUUUCUCUCAUUCGAGUUACCUAG